CCUAAUUUCAACCUCAGGGCUAGUUUACCAUCUUGUCGAUGAGACAAAUCUUAUUUUGACGACCUAACAUCUUCGAGGACAGCGGAACAAUCGCAUCUACUCGCAAUCAGUCCAAUGGCGCAGUCCGUUGACUUGACUCACGCGACACCCAACCACAUCCCGUCAAUUGCCAGACCUUUGGCACCUUACAUCAAAAGCCGCCAAGGUGCCCUACUGAUCCGGCAAGCCUUGACCAUUUACCUUCGUUCGCAUAUCGAGUUCGCAGAAAACAAUACCGAACACCCAGGAUGCCACAGCCAAUCCCAUCUGUCGUUAUCAGUGCCUCACGAAGCGGUGGUCGAUGUCAAGCGGAUUCCAUCGGAGUUGACGGGGUUGCGAAAACAGUACCUGGAAGCGCUCAAAUUGAACGUGGCUGCGAGGAGGGAAUACCAGUCAGUUGUGGAGAAGGCGACUUCUGUGAACCAAGAAAGGGGCAUGACACGGGCGGAAAAGUUACCCGUGGAUUCGUCUUCGGAGUUACAGGAAUACCUGCGGCUUCUCCGUGACCGUCGUCGGCAUGCAAAGCUCCAGGUUUUUGAACACUACAUUCAAGAGCUCAAACAACGUGAUACGCCAAAACCAGCAGAUCUAGAGGAUAGUGGAACUCAUUAUCAGCAGCUCGUGCCACCACCAGAAUUCGAAGUUAUCCAACAUGGCGCUACAACAGGGCUUACCGUCGAAGAGCUUAUGCAUAACCUGGAAAAAGCCGUCAUCCGCGCUAAGGCUCAGCUGGAGAGAGAGAAAGGGUUAUUAGAAGAACUUCAGGCGCAACAGAUGCCCGUUGGGGCCCAAGAUAUCCCACGCGCAGUAAAGGGAAUGGCGUUACAGCGAACUCGAAAUGAGCUGGUGCGUUGGGUGGAGGAGAAACUGGUAAGUGCUGGGAACGAUGAGAACCGUGUAGCCUCUCAGGACUUCCGUUCCGAGGACAUGGAUGAGUCUGUGCGUCUGCUCGGGGAGAAGAAAGCACAGAUCGCACAACAAUACACUACAUAUGCGGAUGCUCGCAAGCGUCUGCUUGAUGCCGCCUCCAGAGCUUGCCAACCAGUUACUCUCCCGGCCGGAAAGCCCCCAUCACGGCCUACUAGCUUAGUGCAGGGAAAGAAUGCAUCUGAGGAAACACAAGCUCUGGAUGCGUUGGGAGUCCUUACUUUUGCUAGCGAUGUCCUCCAGCCGUUGGCCAGGAGCCAGCGGGCAUUGGCACUGCAGAAAUUCUACCUGUCGGGUAUGCUUGCGAAAGAAAAAGACACAACCCUUCGCAUCCUGAGCAGGCUGCGAGAUGAAAGUCAUCUUCUCCCAGAGUACCCAAUUCUGGCACGCCAGCCGCGGUUUAAACAUGCAACAGCAGCUUUGGCUUCGCACCAGGCCACGGGCACAGAAUCUGCCAAGCCAGACCAACUUGUUGGUCUGGCCGAGGCAUGGGCAUCUGCUUCGGAUGCAGCAGGGAUGACUGAACAAGAAUACGUAGGGUACCGACUGGAGGAAGGGAUGGAGACAGCGCAGGAUGCACAACAAGUGCUGGAAGAUGUCUAUAGUAUACUUAACCAAAACCUGGAGGAUACCUUGUGUGACAGGCAAGGCGGAUCGGGCGAGGACAGUAUCGGGGCGUCGGGGGCACGAUUAACUCGGUCACGGGCCAAAAUGCAGCAGAGCCAACAGUCAGCAAAAGGUCCAUGGAGUGGGCUACAUGGUCAAGUGGCCGUUGGCAGAUGAUCUGUGAUGACGAGCAGCCACUGAUAUUACGUGAUGUUGUUUCUUGGUCUUGUCUCGUACGCGUAGAUUGCUUGUCUUGUGUUAUCGCGCCCCGUUCCCCCACGUUCUUCACUUGCCUGUUAGAAAUUUUCGAACAUAGCGCCAAUAGUACUUGUUUCUUCAACGGCUGUUUCAGUCGUGAUGGAGUGAUGAUCGUUUGAAUAAAGAAGGGUCUCACCAAGAAGAGCUGGCCCAUCCCAGGAUUUAAAAACUCUUCCAGGCAAAAGCGGUGUUACCAGAGAGGGGAGAUGGCAGUUCAAGUCAGUAUGACCUGAUACGCAGAUUGGGGUACUCGUUCAAUCCAUUGCACAGAUCAUAUGGAGC
This is a messenger RNA of Aspergillus welwitschiae, 2112 nucleotides long. RefSeq lists its product as uncharacterized. The transcript has a single exon. The record is from RefSeq and is a predicted model, not a curated record. NCBI's taxonomy places the organism in Eukaryota, Fungi, Ascomycota, Eurotiomycetes, Eurotiales, Aspergillaceae. The coding region runs from base 115 to 1749 and encodes 544 amino acids.